Trichoderma breve is the source of this 4254-nucleotide messenger RNA. Its product is annotated as tetratricopeptide repeat domain-containing protein. Lineage: Eukaryota; Fungi; Ascomycota; Sordariomycetes; Hypocreales; Hypocreaceae. Gene Ontology annotation, cellular component: kinesin complex. Bases 1 to 4254 code for a protein of 1417 amino acids. The record is from RefSeq and is a predicted model, not a curated record. The transcript is spliced from 3 exons. Gene Ontology annotation, biological process: nucleoside metabolic process. Gene Ontology annotation, molecular function: protein binding; catalytic activity.
AUGUCCCUGAAAAAGCUCGCACCCGACGACUAUCGAGUGGGAUGGAUCUGUCCCCUAGAAGUUGAACAGACCGCGGCGAUGGAGAUGCUAGAUGAAGAACACCAGCCUCUCAAGCAAUCUCCUACCGACCACAACGUCUACAAGCUCGGCAGCAUCCAUGGCCAUAAUGUUGUCAUCGCCGGCCUUCCCCAAACCGGCAACUGCUCUACGGCCACAGUUGUCACACAGAUGAGGAUGACAUUUAAGAAACUUAGAUACGGUUUGCUAGUUGGCAUUGGCGGUGGCGUGCCGGUAGAGACAGACAACGGAAUAAUUCGACUGGGGCAUGUGGUCGUUAGCAAGCCGACUGGCGAACACUCUGGAGCGAUACAAUAUGAUCACGGCAAGGCAAUAGAUGGCUUUAUUGAGCGCACCGGCUCUCUCAUGCCCCCGCCUGCUGCAUUCCUGAACGCUGCACAAGCUUUGGCUGUAGAACAAAGCAGGGCAGAAAAUGAUCCCAUUUGGGAGAACACGCAGAGGAUCCGGUCGCAACGUCGAGGUUUGCGACACUUCAAAUUUCCAGGCAUCGCAAACGAUCAUCUUUAUCAACCAGAUUACAACCACCAACAGAUGGGAAUGACUUGCGAGAAAGGAGGAUGCAAUCCGGAGCAGCGGAUCGAACGACCAGUGGAAGAGGACGAUGAGUGUUUUAUUGUUGUGCAUCGAGGCACGAUAGCAUCUGGGGAGCUGGUGAUCAAAGAUGCAAAGAAGAGGGACUUCUUGGCACAAAAGUACAACCUCCUAUGUUUUGAGACGGAGGCCGCAGGGGCACUUGCCGAUUUUCCUUGCUUGGUUAUUCGAGGCAUUUCCGACUACUGCGACUCCCACAAGAACAACAACUGGCAUGGUUUUGCGGCGGCGGCGGCUGCGGCUUAUGCCAGACGGUUAUUUUUCCACAUGCCUACCGAGAUAGAAGAGGAGACAGCUAUCAAACCAACGGCCUUCGAUCUCCAGUCAUAUUUGCCCGGAAUUCGUCAAAUUUCAAAGUUUGUUGCAAGAAAAGAAGAGCUUACGGAAAUGCAAGAGGCUCUCCAGCCCACAGUUCGGCCCCACCGCCGUCGGGCUGUUGUUCUUCAUGGAUUGGGAGGUAUAGGCAAGACGCAGCUGGCACUUGAGUAUGCUCAGCGGCAUCAUGAACACUACUCGACGAGGAUUUGGCUAGAGGCGAGAAAUGAAACGACGAUAAACCAAAGCUUCACCCGAUUAGCAGAACGGAUCCUUGAGAAAGAGCAAGUAACCUACAUUCAGACUGCUGUGGACAGCCAAGAUCAAAGCAUCAUUCUGAAAGCAGUGAAAAGGUGGCUAGAUGAGCCUGCCAACAAAUCAUGGUUGAUUAUUUAUGAUAACUAUGAUUAUCACGAUUUGGAUAACGCUCAUACUGAGGACAAAGAGUUCUUGGGUAUCUCUAGCCAAAUUACUGUCUCCAUGAAUCUCAGGGGCCAAGAGAAGGAGGUGAGAUCGCAGUCUUAUGAUAUCCGCAAAUAUUUUCCCGAGGCCGACCAUGGCACCAUUAUUAUAACCAGUCGAGUAUCUUCAAGGAAGUUAGGACGGCCUAUUGAAAUAAGCAAAUUGAGAAGUCUCGAUGACUGUCUAGAGAUUCUAGCCUCAAAUUCGGGCCGUAAUAUGAUUGACGAUCCGGCUGCUGUCGACCUUGCGAGGCGGCUUGAUGGACUUCCUCUUGCCCUUGCAUCAGCCGGGGCUUACCUGAGACAAGUGCCUGUAAAUUGCACCGAAUACCUUCAGGACUAUGAAAAGUCUUGGGUGGAGUUGCACAAAAAUACUAAAGACCUAGAAUCUUAUGAUAAAGUCUUGUGUACGACAUGGGAUAUCACACAUAAACAUAUUCAGGAGCAAAAUUCAACUGCAUCUCUUCUGCUUCGCCAAUGGGCUUAUUUUGAUAGUAAAGAUCUAUGGUAUGAGUUACUGCAGAACGGUCGAUCACACAAACUGGAUUGGCUUCGAGAUUUGACAAAAGACAGAAUCCCCUUUCGGACGACGAUGAGGCUAAUAUGCGAUCACGGGCUUGCGCAGGCUGGUACGCCUAUUACAUCGCAGGAAGAAGAGACAGCUGGGUAUAGCGUGCAUGUUUGCGUUCACUCCUGGAUGAUUAACGUUCUUAAUCGGGAAUCUGACAAGGAUAUGGCACGAGCAGCCCUGGAUUGCGUAGGGUCUCAUGUCCCGAGCCGGGAACAACCCAAGUUUUGGUCCAAGCAACAGCGGCUCCUAGGGCAUGCGGAUCGAUGCUAUGAAUUGAUCAGUACUAUCCUUGUGGAAGAUGAAAACCCACGGCCAUUGCAUUGUCUAGGUUUCCUCUAUGCCGAUCAAAAUCGACUUAGCAAAGCUGAGAUUUUGCUUAAGCAAGCAAUUCAAGGGUUCGAGAAGACACUAGGGCCAAAGCAUAAAUCAACACUUAAUGCAACCAACACUUUAGGAAACGCCCUUCGUAACCAGGGCCGACUUAACGAAGCUGAAGCUAAAUAUAAGCAAAUACUCCAAGAAAGAGAAUUGACAUUAGGGCCAGAGCAUAUAUCAACACUUGAAACAGUCAGCAACCUAGGAGUGGUCUACAAAGAGCAAGGCCGACUUAAUGACGCUGAGGCUUUACUUGAACGGGCACUUCAAGGCUUUGAAAAAUUGGACUCAGGCCACAAAUCAAUAUUCAACAUACUCAAUAACCUGGGUCUUGUUUAUAGGGCCCAAGGCCAGCUUGAUAAAGCUGAAGCUAUAUGUAUACGAGUACUUCAAGGGCAAGAAAAUAAAUUGGGACCGGAGCAUAUAUCAACACUUGACGCGGUUAACAAUCUUGGGCUUGUCUAUCUUGAGCAUCACCAACUUGAUAAGGCUGAAGCCAUGUUUAAGCGAGCACUUGAAGGAAAAGAGAAAGCAUGGGGAUUGGAUCAUACGUCAACCCUUGAAACAGUCCUGAAUUUAGGCCUUGUUUAUAAAAAUCAGUUUCAAGUUGAUAAAGCUGAAGCUUUGUUCAACCAAGCAAUUCAAGGGUUUAAGAAGGUUUUAGGACCAGAGCAUACAUCAACACUUUCAGCAACCCAUGGCCUAGGGAUGUUCUAUAUGACCCUAUCUCGAUUUACUGAAGCUGAAGCUCUAUUGAAGGAAGCACUUCAAGGGUUUAAGAAGGUAUCAGGACCAGAGCAUACAUUAACACUUGAAAUAGCCAAGCGUCUAGGAGAUAUCUAUGUUAUCCAACAUCGAUUCGAUGAAGCCGAAGCUACACUUCAGCAAGCACUUCGAGGCUUCAAGAAGGCAUUAGGACCAGAGCAUACAUCAACACUUAUGACUGUCCAGAGCCUAGGAAGUCUCUAUAAGAGAUUGGAUCGAUUUAGUGAAGCCGAAGAUAUGUGUAAACAAGCACUUCAAGGUUACGAGAAGGCAUUAGGACCAACUCAUCCAUCAACACUUUUGGCAGCUUAUAGCCUAGGAGAUUUUUAUAUUACACAAGGCAAACUUAGCGAAGCUCUGGAUACACUCGAGCGGGCACUUCAGAGGUCUCAGGCAUUGGGACCAGAGAAUAUUUUAACAUGCGGAAUCAUCAGCAGUCUAGGCCAGCUCUAUACUUAUCAAGACCGACUUAGCGAAGCUGAAGAUAUGUUUGAGAGGGCCAUUCAGGGGUCCAAAGCACUUGGACCAGAGCAUAUUUUAACACUCGGAUUAGCCAAUUACAUGGGACAGAUCUACACUAAACGAGGCCGACUCGACGAAGCUGAAGCUAUGCAUAAGCGAGCAUUCCAAGGGCUUGAGAAGGCAUUUGGACCAGAGAGUAUCCAAGUAUUUGAGACACUCAAUGAUCUUGGCCGGCUCUAUACUAAGCAAGACCGACCUGGCGAAGCUGAAGCUAUGUUUAAAAAAGCACUUCAAGGGUUUGAGAAGGCAUCAGGACCAGAGAAAACUUCAACACUCGUAAUAGUCAAUAACAUGGGCCAUCUCUAUACUAAACAAGGUCGAUUCGGCGAAGCUGAAGCUAUGCAUGAGCGGGCACUUCAAGGGUUCGAGAAAGCCCUGGGGCCCGAUGCUAUUGGGACACACAUCCACACGUUGGACUGUCUUGAGUGGUUUGGGGAUGUUUUUUAUAAACAAGGAAAAUCGCAAAACGCCAGGCAAUAUUAUAUUCGCGCAGAGCAGGGCCUUCGCGCUGUUCUUGGAGCUGAUCACGAAAGGGUCAGGAGGCUAUCGGAAGUAUUGGAGGAGAUUGGACAUUGA